Molecule: messenger RNA, 642 nt
Organism: Brassica oleracea var. oleracea
Lineage: Eukaryota; Viridiplantae; Streptophyta; Magnoliopsida; Brassicales; Brassicaceae
Exons: 4
Coding region: 1-642 (213 amino acids)
Source: RefSeq, a predicted model, not a curated record
AUGCAAUAUGUGCAAACAAAUGAACGGAGGGGAGGGAGGCCUCCAGGUCGGAUUGCAUUAAGCUUCCGAGCAAAGGCAAGGCCGAGACGUCUCCGGCGUCGGAUUCCGUCGACGAGAACGAAGGCGAAGGAAGCGGAGAAGAGGAGCACGAAGACAAAUAGCGUAGAAAGCGACCAGGUUUGGGAUGUUGACAGUUUCGAUUUAGACUACGAGUCACCUGAUGAGUCGCCUUCGGAGACGGACGAAGAGGAGCUGCGUCGUUAUUUGCGUCAUAUCUACAAGAGCCGGGGUUUCUUGUUGGAUAAAGAGAUGGUUCCCAAGAAUCUGUUUCAAGGGUGGCGCCCUUUGAAUCUGGACGCCGUAUUCAAAGAUCCCAACCUCACGGGGCGUGACUACAUGGAGAUUAUGGCUCGAGUGGCGAUUGACAAAUACAACCAAACAAAGAAUAAGAUUGUGACGCUUGACCAUAUCGUGAGGGCCGUGAUAAGGAUGAGCAUUGGAGUCACAGCGUAUAUUACUUUCAUGGCUAAGGAGUCUCCUGAAGGAGAGCUUGUAGAGUAUCAAGCUAAGACUGAGAUUAAGGUCUGGCAGACUAAGAUUCAUCCCAUCCUUUGCAGACCCACCUCGUCCUCGGAAAGGUAG